Molecule: messenger RNA, 2247 nt
Organism: Pseudovirgaria hyperparasitica
Lineage: Eukaryota; Fungi; Ascomycota; Dothideomycetes; Acrospermales; Acrospermaceae
Product: MFS general substrate transporter
Exons: 2
Coding region: 394-2247 (617 amino acids)
Biological process (GO): transmembrane transport
Molecular function (GO): transmembrane transporter activity
Source: RefSeq, a predicted model, not a curated record
GCCCUCGCAAAGUCCCACCCGCAUCUCCACAUUAGUGUGCGGUCCCCACAUCACUGGCAGUCAUUGAUAUCUAGGGCUGAAAAGCCACGCGGGCAAAUAGAACCAAUGAGGAUCUCGUUCUUGUCGCCUCGGUCAACGCAGAGCCCGAUAUGCCGAAAUGCAGCAAUCAAUCCAUUACGCCGUUGCGGGCUUUGCGGUGUAUGUCAUGGGAAUCAGAACGUCGAUCGCCAACCAGGCGCCGAUGUGUUAUAGCAUUCUGUAUGACGGUUUAGAUCGGAUUUUUUUCUACACAUCUGCCAUGGCAUAUUUGGACUCUCAUACUUGACAAACACGACUCGGCUUGAUCUUCUGCUUUACCGCCACCCGGUCAGCGGUUCUACUAACUUUUCCGACAUGGUCCACACCGAGGACGACCACUCGCAAAAUGCCGAUUCGGUGAAGAGAGUUGAAGAUGGAACGCAGAGCACUUCAAGUGCUGCUGGCACUCCAGAACCUCCGCUCCAGCAAAGCCAUCAAGACGAUGGAGGCAUGGUAAAAGAGCGGAUAGGCAUGACUCAGGCGAAGAAUGAGGCCGAUACUGUUGCAACCAACGACGACGAGGAGCCACAGAGAAGUAAGGGGACGACAGCUAUAAUCAUGCUGGCACUGGGCAUCGCAGUGUUCCUUGCUGCCAUAGACGUCACCAUUAUCACAACCGCCUUGCCCUCGAUAUCCGAGCAUUUCGGCUCCACGGCUGGCUAUACCUGGAUCGGCUCUGCAUACCUCCUAGGCAAUGCUGCCUCGACUCCGUUGUGGGGCAAGUUCUCGGACAUUUGGGGCCGGAAACCUGUUCUACUGAUCGCCAACGUUGUUUUCUUCAUAGGAUCGCUGCUUGCCGGGGUUGCGGUCAACAUUGGCAUGCUCAUUGUUGCUCGCGCCAUCCAAGGCGUUGGCGGAGGUGGAUUGGUAAUCCUGGUAAACAUCUGCAUUGGGGAUCUCUUCAGCAUGCGCAAGCGCAGUGCGUAUUACGGAAUCAUCGGAGGCGUCUGGGCCAUUGCCUCUGCCUUGGGUCCGAUCAUGGGAGGUGCUUUCUCGCAAUUCGUAACCUGGAGAUGGUGUUUCUACAUCAAUCUCCCACUGGACGGAAUCGCAUUCGUUAUCAUCUUCUUCUUUCUGGACCUACACAACCCCAGAACUCCGCUCUGGGAAGGCAUCAAAGCCAUCGACUGGCUCGGAGCGCUCCUCAUCACCGGCGGGACCGUAAUGUUCCUCCUCGGACUCGAAUUCGGAGGCAUCACCCACCCAUGGAAAUCAGCCACGGUCCUCUGCCUGAUCGUCUUCGGCGCAUUCACCAUCUUCAUCUUCUUCCUAAACGAAUGGAAGCUCGCCAAGUACCCCAUAAUCCCGCUCCGCAUCUUCCAACACCGCUCCAACCUCGCCGCCCUGGGCGUCUGCUUCUGCCACGGCGCAAACUUCGUCGCCGCCUCCUACUUCCUCCCCCUCUACUUCCAGGUCGUCCUCGGCGCAACCCCAAUCCUCUCCGGCGUCUACUACCUCCCCACCGUCCUCGCCCUCUCAUUCGCCUCCGCCGGCGUAGGCGUCCUGAUCCGGAAAACGGGCCUCUACCUCCCGCCCAUCUGGGCCGGCAUGGCGCUCAUGACCCUCGGCACCGGCCUCUUCAUCGACCUGACCCCAACCUCCUCAUGGGCCAAAAUCAUCCUCUACCAGGCCGUCGCCGGCAUCGGCGUCGGACCAAACUUCCAGAGCCCCCUGAUCGCACUACAGUCAGGCAUCUCACCGCGUGACAUUGCCAGUGCAACGGCGACGUUCGGCUUCACGCGCAAUCUUGGCACCGCGAUCUCUGUCGUCAUUGGCACUGUCGUCUUCCAGAAUGUCAUGGAGUCGCAUACGGCCGAACUUACCGCGGCUGUGGGUGGUCGGACUGCCGCGCAGCUCAGCGGCGCCAACGCUGUUGCCAAUGUUGGGGUGGCAAAUGCACUGCCAGAGGUACAGCGUGAUGUCGUCCGUACGGCGUUUGCGGCUAGUCUGAGUAAGAUGUGGAUUAUGUACACAGUGAUUGCAUUUGUUGGGCUGGUUUCAGGCUUGUUCAUCAGGAAGAACCAAUUGAGAAGGGAGCAUAAGGAGUUGAAGCAGGGACUGGAGGGUGAAGUCGAGAGGAAGAAGGAGGCGGAUGAAGCGAGAAGGAUACGUAAGGAGGAGACGAAGAGGCAGUCGGGAAAAUUGGAUGGGAUAGCAGAAAAGGUGUAG